CCGCUUGACCUCGUGAACAGUCGUUGUUACUUAUUCAACCGGCAAACUGCCUCACUACAAUGCUUGGGAACAAAAUAUGCUACAAUGCUCAAACCAUUGCGGACGUGGAUUAAAGGGAUCGCUUCACUCAUUCGAAGACUUUUGAGUUUUCACACAUAAUGCCUUAUAUUAAGUUUGUGUUCUUACUUUUUUGCUUGAUACUUAUCGGGGAAUGCAGAAAGCACAAAAGUAGGAAAAGGCGGUGGUCCGGGGCGGUGGAAUCUUACAAGCAUGGCGCGCCUCUGACUGGAAAAAGGAUGGUUGAUAACACCAAAUCUCGCAAAUUGAAGACAGACAACCUGCUGCGAGUGGAUGACCAUGAUUUCACCAUGAGACCAGCCUUUGCAGGCCCUGCUGUCCCUGUAGGGGUGGAUGUUCAGGUGGAGAGUUUGGACAGUAUAUCAGAGGUGGACAUGGACUUCACCAUGACCCUGUAUCUGAGGCACUACUGGAAAGAUGAGAGGCUGUCCUUUCCCAGCACAACCAAUAAGAGCAUGACGUUCGACGGGCGCCUGGUCAAGAAGAUCUGGGUGCCUGAUGUGUUCUUCGUCCACUCCAAGAGGUCGUUCAUUCAUGACACCACCACUGAGAACAUCAUGCUCAGGGUGUUCCCAGACGGACACGUGCUCUACAGCCUCAGGGUGACGGUUACUGCUGCCUGUAACAUGGACUUCAGUCGUUUCCCUCUGGAUUCACAGACCUGCACCUUAGAGCUGGAGAGCUAUGCUUACACGGACGAGGACCUCAUGCUGUAUUGGAAGAGUGGGGAUGAGUCCCUGAGCACGGAUGACAGAAUCUCCCUGUCUCAGUUCCUCAUCCAGAAGUUUCACACUACCUCCAGACUGGCUUUCUACAGCAGCACAGGCUGGUACAACCGUCUGUACAUCAACUUCACCCUGCGACGCCACAUCUUCUUCUUCCUGCUCCAGACCUACUUCCCUGCGACUCUGAUGGUCAUGUUGUCCUGGGUGUCGUUUUGGAUCGACCGCCGGGCCGUCCCGGCCAGGGUCUCAUUAGGUAUCACCACGGUGCUCACCAUGUCCACCAUCAUCACUGGAGUCAACGCCUCCAUGCCCAGAGUUUCCUACAUCAAAGCUGUGGACAUUUACCUCUGGGUCAGUUUUGUGUUUGUGUUCCUAUCGGUGCUGGAGUAUGCUGCCGUCAACUAUCUGACAACGUUGAGGGACGGGAAAGAUCGGAAGCUCAGGGAAAAGGCCAGAGAACAGUCCCUGGGCCUGGCGAGAGAACAGUCGCUCCCCUGCACAUGUGGCAUGUCCCACACCGGGACCAUGAUGGCGGACGGGACCUACAGCGAGUCCGACACCAACAGUCUAGCCGGGUACACCAGGGCCCCAGCUCCUGAGGACCCCCCGGAGAAGCAGGAACGCAUGGUGGUGCACAUCUCCUUGGACAACGAGUCCACGGCGGCAACCAAGAAGAAGACGGGCUUCCGCAGCUUCAGUUUCAUGCAGAACACCCACGCCAUUGACACCUACUCCCGCAUGAUCUUUCCUGGAUCCUACAUCAUUUUCAACCUCAUCUACUGGUCUGUGUACUGCUGAGGCU
Molecule: messenger RNA, 1605 nt
Organism: Oncorhynchus gorbuscha (pink salmon)
Lineage: Eukaryota; Metazoa; Chordata; Actinopteri; Salmoniformes; Salmonidae
Product: gamma-aminobutyric acid receptor subunit rho-2-like
Exons: 10
Coding region: 159-1601 (480 amino acids)
Biological process (GO): monoatomic ion transmembrane transport; signal transduction; chemical synaptic transmission
Cellular component (GO): GABA-A receptor complex; synapse; membrane
Molecular function (GO): GABA-A receptor activity; neurotransmitter receptor activity; extracellular ligand-gated monoatomic ion channel activity
Source: RefSeq, a predicted model, not a curated record